AUGGCGGAGCACCAACAAGAUACCCAGAGAGACGUUCAACCGCAAGAAGAAGGUGCCAGCCAGCAGCAGCAGCAGCCGCCCCGUUGCAGCUUCCGCGAGUGCUUCCUGGCGCGGAUGGACCAGCAGCGAUCGGACAUGGAGGACCUCGUCCGCGUCCGCAGCCACCAGUCCCACGACGAGCAGGCCAUCCGGCGGGCCAUUAGCAGCGCCAUGCAGCACUACCUCGACUACAACCGCACACGGGCAUCCGUCGCCAGGCGCGAUGCCCCCGCCGUUUGUUCCCCGUUCUGCAGCAGUUGCUUCAACAACUCCUACCUGUGGCUCGGCGGCUGCCGCCCGACGCUCAUCAUCCGCCUCGUCUACGUCAUGGCGGGCCAAGCAGUGGAGGCCCAGCUCUGGAACCUCCUAAGCAACGUGGAGAUAAAAGACCUUGCCGGUCUCUCGACGCACCAGCUUGAGAGGUUGAGCGACCUACAGAGAGCGGUAAUCAAGCUUGAGGACGGUCUCUCCAAGGGGACGGCCACGCUGCAGGAGUCGAUGGCGGACCAGCCCCUCGUUAGCCUAGCCAGGGCCAUGCAUGCCCCUAGCACCAGCAGCGAGAACCGGGCGGGUAAAAUGGACUCUGCGAUGGAGAUAUACGCUCGGAAGCUGGCAGGAUUAAUGGAAGACGCGGACAAGCUGCGGCUCUACACGCUCGCCAAGACUCUGGAGAUCCUGACCAUAAAUGAGACGCUAGACCUGCUCAUCGCGGCAGCACAGCUGCACGUCUAUGUGCUUGAGCAAGGGCAGAGGUGGGAUCGCUCGCAUGCUACUUAG
This is a messenger RNA of Nymphaea colorata (pocket water lily), 816 nucleotides long. Its product is annotated as protein DOG1-like 3. The transcript has a single exon. Gene Ontology annotation, molecular function: sequence-specific DNA binding. Gene Ontology annotation, biological process: DNA-templated transcription. The record is from RefSeq and is a predicted model, not a curated record. Bases 1 to 816 code for a protein of 271 amino acids. NCBI's taxonomy places the organism in Eukaryota, Viridiplantae, Streptophyta, Magnoliopsida, Nymphaeales, Nymphaeaceae.